CAGCUGAGGGUCACGUGCGCCCGGCCAAGCUCUAGGCCGGAACUCGGCGCGGAAUCCGGCGCCUGCCGGCGCCUGCCGCUUGGUUGGGCUCAGGAUGCGCGGCGGGCAGGGCGCGGCGCGGGCCCCGGUGAUCCAGUUCACCAACUGUCGCAUCCUGCGGGGCCGGGCGCUGCUCAGGGAGGAUCUGUGGGUGCGCGGGGGCCGCAUUCUGGACCCGGAGAAGCUGUUCUUUGAGGAGCGGCGCGUGGCUGACGAGCAGAGGGACUGCGGGGGCUGCAUCCUAGCGCCCGGCUUCAUCGACGUGCAGAUCAACGGUGGGUUUGGCGUUGACUUCUCUCAGGCCACAGAGGACGUGGGUUCGGGAGUCGCCCUGGUGGCCCGGAGGAUCCUGCCGCACGGAGUCACCUCCUUCUGUCCCACGUUGGUCACCUCGCCACCGGAGGUUUAUUGCAAGGUCCUUCCUCAGAUCCCCGUGAAGAGUGGUGGUCCCCAUGGGGCAGGGGUCCUCGGGGUACACCUGGAGGGCCCAUUCAUCAGCCACGAGAAGCGGGGUGCACACCCCGAGGCCCACCUGCGUUCCUUUGAGGCCAACGCUUUCCAAGACUUGCUGGCCACCUAUGGGGGCCUGGACAACGUCCGCAUCGUGACACUGGCCCCCGAGUUGGGCCGCAGCCACGAGGUGAUCCGGGCAUUGACGGCCCUUGGCAUCUGCGUGUCCCUAGGGCACUCAGUAGCUGACCUGGGCACUGCGGAGGAAGCCGUGCAGAGCGGGGCCACCUUCAUCACCCACCUCUUCAACGCCAUGCUGCCUUUCCACCACCGUGACCCAGGCAUCGUGGGGCUCCUGACCAGUGAUCGGCUGCCCCUGGGCCGCCACAUCUUCUACGGGAUGAUUGCUGACGGCAUACACACCAACCCUGCCGCCCUGCGCAUCGCCCACCGGGCCCACCCCGAGGGGCUGGUGCUGGUCACUGAUGCUGUCCCUGCCCUGGGCUUGGGCAAUGGCCGUCACACGCUGGGGCAGCAGGAGGUGGAGGUGGAUGGCCUGACAGCCUAUGUGGCAGGCACCAACACACUGAGUGGCAGCAUAGCCCCAAUGGAUACCUGCGUCCGGCAUUUCCUGCAGGCCACAGGAGCUCAUGGCAGAGGGAGAGGGCUGCGAGCAAGCGGAUGGCUGGAACCCACAGUGACAGGCACUGAAGCCACAGCACCCGAGGGCAGGACCUUGGCCUGGGGCCUGUGGAACUGCAGGAUUGGCAGGCUGCAGCGUGGAGUCUGCCCUGGAGGCUGCGUCCCUGCAUCCUGCACAGCUGCUGGGCCUGGAGAAGCACAAGGGGACCCUGGACUUUGGGGCCGAUGCAGACUUUGUGGUGCUCGAUGACUCUCUCCACGUCCGGGCCACCUACAUCUCGGGCGAGCUGGUGUGGCAGGCGGAAGAAGCCAGGCAGUGACUGAGGACCGCCGCUGGAGGGGAUGCCCAACCCCAGCUGGACACUGUCGGCUGGGCCAUCGAGGAACUGGUCUCCAGAGAGUGGUGGGGGCCUCGGCCCGGAGGCGGCUGGCUUGGAUAAACAUGUGCCCCGUCGGGA
This is a messenger RNA of Lagenorhynchus albirostris (white-beaked dolphin), 1589 nucleotides long. It is a transcript of the gene AMDHD2, whose product is annotated as amidohydrolase domain containing 2. Gene Ontology annotation, biological process: N-acetylglucosamine catabolic process. The coding region runs from base 95 to 1381 and encodes 428 amino acids. The transcript has 12 exons. NCBI's taxonomy places the organism in Eukaryota, Metazoa, Chordata, Mammalia, Artiodactyla, Delphinidae. The record is from RefSeq and is a predicted model, not a curated record. Gene Ontology annotation, molecular function: N-acetylglucosamine-6-phosphate deacetylase activity.